Messenger RNA from Entrophospora candida, 624 nucleotides. Lineage: Eukaryota; Fungi; Glomeromycota; Glomeromycetes; Entrophosporales; Entrophosporaceae. The record is from the annotation of a GenBank genome assembly.
AUGGGAAACGAAAUCACUAACAUUAUCCAAUUACCAUAUGAAAUAUUUAUAGAAAUUUUUAAAAAGUUGGAUUGUGAAUCGUUAUGUAACUUGAACCAUGUUUCAAGAUAUUUCAAACAUUUAUCAACUGACAAUCAAGUGUGGAUGAAUUUAUCAAUUAAUCGAUGGAAAGAUAAACAAGGAAUCAAGGAUAUAGUUUAUAACGAAUCAGAGAUUGGAUGUUUGAAGGAUUUGUUAUCUAUUAAACAUGGUUCAUGGAAAGAAUUAUACGGAAAAAUUGAAUCGGAAGCAAAGAGAAAUAAAUUAAAAGAUGAUGAUUUAUGUGAAACCAGUUGGAGUUUCAAGUUUAGUUUAUAUACGUUAUCUUACAAUAUUGGAAAACCAAAAUUUCAUCGCAAUGGAAUUUAUACACAUAAUGGUGUUAUGAAUGGAGUAUUCGUUGUAUAUGGCGAAGUGGUAGUUGGUAGAUUUCCUCCCUUGGCUGGAUCAAGAUUAUCGGAGGAUUGGAGUCUACAACUAAUGAAUUUCCAUGUGACAUUCAAUUCAACUAAUAUUUCGGGAUUUAGAAAAGUGAUUAUUGAAUUUGCUAAAUAUUUAAUCAAAACAUAUUACGUUUUUUGGUGA